Messenger RNA from Microcebus murinus (gray mouse lemur), 2044 nucleotides. The record is from RefSeq and is a predicted model, not a curated record. Lineage: Eukaryota; Metazoa; Chordata; Mammalia; Primates; Cheirogaleidae.
UGGGGCCCAAGGGGCCGGAUUGGGAUGUGCGCAGAGAGCACCGCUGACGGUUUCCUUAUGGGUUGGGUGUGGGUUGAGAGAGAAAGGGUUUGGGCCUGAGCUACGGGCACCGCAGAGUUGCAACUGUCAGUGUGGGAGGAUCACGCGGAGCUGCGGAGGGGACAGGUUUUAGGGUGACAAGAGGAGGAACCAGCGAAGGAGACCUCAGCAGAGCUGGCCUGGCCGGGAGGUGGGAGGAGAGCCGGGAGCGCCUGGAAGCCUCGUGCAGCCGCUGUUUCAAGGAGGAGGGAGGAAGGACCGGGUCCUGUGCUGGUGAGAGGACAGCUGUGAGUGAUGGAGGGCCGGAUGUUGGACUGGGCGACGCGGAGGGUGACCGUGGGCACAGGUGACCUUGACAGAGCCACUUUGGGAUGGCAGAGAAUGCCUGGCAAGAGUGGGGGCCAUCGAGGAUGUCAGGCCGCUCUCCACCCUCUCAGCAGCUAUGCCAAACUUGUGCCCCAAGAACAUGUGCACCAAACUGGCACGUGUCUUGCACUUGCAGCCUCUGCCCUGCUCCCCCCACACCUGGCCCAGGGAGAAGGAGGGUCUCUCCUCAGCCCUAUUCCGACUCACCUCCCCAAAGCUCUGCUCCGAGCACCCUCCCCCCUGGGGCCCCACUGCCUUCCCCACACUGGCAGUUUCCAUCAUUCUAUGUUGUCCCAUCUUUCAAAAUGUCCCCUUUGAGCAUAUUUCUUUUUUCACCAAAGUUCACAAUUUCCUUUCUCUGCCAACUUUUAAAAAAUAGUGUGCAUGGGAUCCCCUCGUGGGCUCAUGACCUAGUGAGGGGCACACUGGGAGGGCAGCACGGGGUGCAGGUGCUGUCCCCAAGCCCAUUUUCCCAAGUGGCCCCUUUCGGACAGGAGAUGUAUAGAAGAGACACCACAAGGCAGAGCCUGGGUGCAGUCCGGCCCCCUCGCCCUGGGUCACGGCCUCCUUUGCCCGUUGCAUUCCGACUUUGCUUCCCCCUCUGCAUUGAAAACAUCCAGAAAGAUGCUUCCUGGGUCCCUCUUGCACUCUCACACGGAAUGGCCAGGGAGGGCGCAGCCCUCCAAAUAAAGAAGGCUGCACAGAAGGGUGUCUCCCCAGGACACCCCGACAGAGACCAGACCCGCCCACCUCGGUCACAGCCCAAACCGGACUGGAUCUGGCCGGAGCAGUUUGUAAAAAUGCGAGGGUCAGGGGUAAGAGGUUCAGAACGAAGGCUGUUAUUAGGACAAAGGAGGUGGAGGAUGGGUGGACAUCCAGGGGGAACUAAGACCCGGGCAGGACUGACAGUUUGCACCAAAGAAAGAGGCUGAGUGGCUUCUCUGGGCCAGGCUGAGAGAUUCAGAACCAAGCCCUGGCCCUGAGUCCCAGGUGCCCCAUCCUCGAAUGUGCCACAGAGGAAUCAACUAGAGUUGCCUGUCCAGCGCCCUGGUCCCAGCCCCAUGACCCACACAGCCCAAAUCGGGGCCCCUUCCCUGCUCACCUCCUCCCCUUCCCUGGAGGAGGCCUGGCUGCGCACAGCACACUGCACCCCCAGCUCCAGUCGGGAGAGCAGCGUUGAAUAUUCAGUAUCUGGGGAGACAAUAAAAGUCCCAGGAAGAACCUGGCUAAGGCAAUUACCUCUGCAUAAAUGCAUAUAUUAUUUAUCCAUGGCUUUGAAUAUAUAAAUAAUACUGAUACAAUUUGCAUGCGUUAAAAGGAGAUGUAAUUACCCACUGAUGCCUGUGAGCGCCUGGUACCCACUGGCCACAUCCCUGGCCUGCCACUCGGCCCCCAGCAGCCCACCUUUGCCCUUUCUGGAGGCAGAAUACGUCACAUAUGGGCUUUCUGCAGUUGCGAGGAAGCCCGUCUUUGAUGCCCUUGGGGGUUUGGUUGAACUGUUUUUUUUCAUGAACCUGUGGGCUGUUUUGGCUACCCAACACUAUUCUGAAAACUUUGGGCUAUUUUAAUGUGAUUAUUAUAAUUGUAACUUUUAAAAUCACAUUUUUUAGUUAAAAAAAUAAUGUAUGUUCAUUGCAUA